Messenger RNA from Grammomys surdaster, 1319 nucleotides. RefSeq names its product DEPP1 autophagy regulator (gene Depp1). The coding region runs from base 217 to 834 and encodes 205 amino acids. NCBI's taxonomy places the organism in Eukaryota, Metazoa, Chordata, Mammalia, Rodentia, Muridae. The transcript is spliced from 2 exons. The record is from RefSeq and is a predicted model, not a curated record. Gene Ontology annotation, biological process: regulation of autophagy. Gene Ontology annotation, cellular component: mitochondrion.
GAUUGAUGACUGGAAGAACCGUUUAAAAGCAGCAACGGGUGUUGGGUUUGCCAGACAGCACAGGGAAGAAACCACAGCACAUCGUCCUGAUUGUCCUCUUCCCAGCGACCAAGAGCUAGAGACUCGGCUGUGACUGCCCGCCUCUGGUGCUUCCUUUGGAUUAGACAACCCUUACCCAUCUAGACUCCCUGACACUCUGACUGCUGACUUACAGCCAUGAGGUCCCGGCUUCUGCUGCCCGUGCCCCAUUUGCCAACGAUUCGGGAAACAUCAGAAGAACUAUCACAUGGGGCACCUGGGCAGGAGCCCCCAGCCUCUCCCAGCCUGGAUGACUAUGUCAGGUGUAUUUGUCAGCUGGCGCAGCCCACCUCAGUGCUGGACAAGGUCACAGUCCGGAGCCGUCCCAACAGACCCUGCCGGCCAGCCUGGACUAGAGAGAAGAAGCUCCAGGCUGAGUCUCUAGGAGUCAGCGCUCCUUGCUUCAGCAGCCUACAGCCCACACUGCCCACUCCUGGCACUGACAACCCUCUAGACUGGCUCUUUGGGAAGUCCCAGGAACAGCAGACAGAUGGAAGCGAUCUACCCAACAAGAUUGGUUCUUCAGAUCACUGGGGUGUGCACAGACAGAUGGGCAAGGACACAGGGAGGCUCUGUGAAGCCAGGGUACCUGAGCACUCUCUGGGAAGAAAACCAGGGCACAGGCACCAGACCUCCAACCUGAAAAGCUGGACUUCUAGAAAGCCCUGCCAGGCCUCAGCGUCUGUCUUCAGCUCUCACCCCAGUAGCAUCCUAGGGACUCUCUAUUUGCAUCUCCCAGUGAUCCAUGAACUCUAACCCCUCCCCAGAAAAAACUCAUAAAGAACAUGGUGGGUCCUGUGGCCUCCCCGGCUUCUUUCUCUUGUGGUGGACACUUUCUGGCAGAUCUGCAGGGACUGAGCAAUUCCUAGUAAGACCCAUCCUCCAAAGAGUGAUGACAGUCUAGCUCUCACAGUGCAACUUGACUGGUACCAUCUGUUUGUGACUGGCUGGCCCAUGACCUUGAGAAGAGUUAGUGUCUCUAUUCCUUGGUUUUAUCAUGGGUAAAGUGAGCGUAGCUGGAACGACCACCUCCCAGAUUUCUCUAAUGAGGAGAUGUGGGCUGUACUCUGGGUGGCCAUCACAGUCUCAUGAGAAACCAAAGGCAAAGGGCCAAGGUGGGGGUGUGUGUGUCUCAGCUCCCUAAUGCAAUGGCUUUCAACCAUCCUAAUGUUGUGACCCUUUAAUACAGUUCCUCAUGUUGUGUGAUCCCCAACUAUAAAAUUAUUUUUGUUUCUACUUCA